This is a messenger RNA of Mytilus californianus (California mussel), 9204 nucleotides long. RefSeq names its product TBC1 domain family member 9B-like. The record is from RefSeq and is a predicted model, not a curated record. Gene Ontology annotation, molecular function: calcium ion binding. Lineage: Eukaryota; Metazoa; Mollusca; Bivalvia; Mytilida; Mytilidae. The transcript has 31 exons.
CGUAAACAACCAACAUGGAAGUCAGCUGAUUUCCUGUGCCAAAGUUUUAUAAGAAUUUGAUAACACUUAUAUAUUGUACAAGAAACAUUGUCACACAAAAAUGUGGACGAAACCUGAUGAAGUGUUAUUAACAAAUGCUCUUUGGGUUACAGAGCGGGCCAAUCCAUUCUUUAUCCUUCAGAGGAGGAAAGGAUAUGGAGGAGGCGGGUUAACAGGACUGUUGGUGGGAACCAUAGAUACUGUAUUAGACAAUAAGACACCACCAUAUAGAAUAUUACACCAAACAACUGAAUCAGAAGUCAGUUUCUUGGUUGCAGUUGCUAACAACAAAAGGGAUAUAAUAAAAGACUGGGAAUGGCUAGAGCAAAAUUUGAUGGAAAUUCUUGGUGCAUUUGAAAAUGAAGAUGAUGCAACAGAAUUUGUGAAAUGUAAAAUAGAAAGUCUAAGAGCUAAUGAAGUUAAAGUAUUUGAUCAAGAUGAAGAAACUGUGAAGUUCAAAACAGCAACACAGAAGUUUAUGAAAUUGUUCAACAUGCCAAAAGAGGAAAAACUAGUUAAUUAUUACUCCUGCAGUUAUUGGAAAAGUAAAGUACCAAGACAGGGCUGGAUGUACCUGAGUAUUAACCAUCUGUGUUUCUAUUCCUUCUUGAUGGGGAGGGAAGCAAAAGUUAUCAUUAGAUGGACUGAUAUAACAAAAUUAGAAGUUGGCAACAAUAUGCUGUUCCCUGAUAGUGUCAAAGUUACAACCAGAGAAGGGGAGUUUUUCUUCUCCAUGUUAUUACACAGCAGUGAAUCAUUCAGACUCAUGGAACAGCUGGCUAACAUGGCUAUGAAGCAAUUAAUGCUUGAAGGAGGAUUCGAAGAAGACAAAACUAUUGCAGAUAGAACUAAAAGGAAGACUCCAAAGAAAAUGUCUUCUAUAAAGAGAGAUCUGGAUGCCAGAGCCAGGAGUGAUGCGUUCAGGUCAUUAUUUAGAUUGCCUUUAUCUGCCAAAUUAGAUGGUGAUGUAGACUGUAUGAUACAGACACCAUAUAACAAACACUAUGUCUGGGGAAGGUUAUAUCUGUCUUCUGGAUAUAUCUGUUAUGGAAGUAGGGUAAGUAUGGGGAAGGUUAUAUCUGCAAUGCUUAGUUCAUUUUAAAAGUUUAUAUCUUGUAAUCUUUCAAUCUUGUAACAGGUACCAGAUUUGGUGACUGUUGUAUUACCUAUCAGAGAGAUACAGUUGGUAGAGAAGAAUGACAACACAUCAGGAAAUGAGCUGGGCAAUAAUGCUCUGAUUAUAACUACAAAGGGAAAGAGCAACUACAUAUUUUCCCAGUUGCCACAGAGAAAAAUGAUUUUGGAGAAGAUAUCAGACUUUUUAUCAAGUCAGCAUAUUCCACAAAGUCCAACAAUGAAAGGUUUAAAAUCAAAAGGUUCAGUAACAGAAGAAGAGAAAGAAGAUGAAGAUACAGUACAAUUUCAGCCUGCACUUGUCAGCUUGUUUCACAGAAGGGAUUCUGAUGAAUUAUCUGCUAAAGAAACUGUCAAGGAACAUUUGUGGAAUGUACACUUUACAGAAUAUGGAAGGGGUGUUUGUAUGUACAGAACACAUAAGACACAAGAUUUAGUAUUGAAAGGUUUGCCAGAGAAAUACAGAGGAGAAAUAUGGCUGUUAUUUUCUGGAGCUAUAAAUGAGAUGGCUACACAUCCAGGAUAUUAUGCCAGUUUAGUGGAACAGAGCUCAGGAAAGUACAGUCUAGCUACAGAUGAAAUUGAAAGAGAUUUACACAGAUCUUUACCAGAACAUCCAGCUUUCCAGUCAGACUGUGGUAUAGGGGCCCUGAGGAGGGUAUUGACAAGUUAUGCUUGGAGGAAUCCUACCAUUGGUUAUUGUCAAGCCAUGAACAUAGUAACCAGUGUUUUAUUACUAUAUACAAGCGAGGAGGAGGCUUUCUGGUUAUUAACUGCUAUUUGUGAGAGACUUUUACCUGAUUAUUAUAAUACCAAGGUGGUAGGAGCUCUCAUUGACCAAAGUGUGUUCGAAGAACUAGUCAAGGACAAUUUACCAACACUUCACCAGAAAUUACAAGUUUUAGGACUGCUUAGUAUGAUCUCAUUAUCAUGGUUCCUGACUAUAUUUCUAAGUGUGAUGCCAUUUAAUUGUGCUGUUCACAUACUAGACUGUUUCUUCUAUGAUGGUGCUAGUGUAAUAUUUCAAAUAGCUUUGACAAUAUUAGAGCAAAAGAAAGAAGAACUUGAGAAUUCAAAAGAUGAUGGUGAUGCCAUGACAAUACUUAGUUCAUAUUUAGAAAACGUAUCUAACCGGGAUUCCACAAUGCCAAAUAUAGAACAUACCAGUAUGCUGUGUUCAAAGAAAUCUGAUGUGCCUUCAAUAGAUGUGAGUGAUCUGAUAGAUGAUAGCUACAGAAAGUUUGGUCAUAUCAGCAACCAAGAAAUAGACAAACUUAGACUCAAAUAUAGACUUCAAGUUGUUCAGAAUAUAGAAGACAGUACUAUGAGGAACAUCAUCAGAAGUGUGGCAUCAGAUACAUUAUUCAAAGGCCAGGAACUCAAAGAUUUAUAUGUCUUAUUUAAGGAAGAGUAUUUAACCUCAUGUUACUGGAGAACUCACCAACAACCAGUAGAUACUGCUGAUAAAUAUGACCCUAGUCGACCUUAUUAUGAACUCUACAAGAUUGACUUUGACCAAUUUAAAACCUUAUUUAUAUCUCUGUCUCCCUGGGCAACAGGACAACAUGCUGAGAAGAUGGCUCUGUAUAUGUUUAGGUUAAUCGAUGAAAACAAGGACAACAUGAUAAACUUCAAAGAAUUUGUUUACAUCCUGGGUGUAGUAUGUAAAGCUGAUAUAACACACAAACUCAAGCUGUUGUACACAUGUCACCAACCACCAGCCUUACUACCAACAGAUACACUGGAUGAGGAGUCCGAUGAUGCUCCGGUCUCUCCUGUUUCAGCUGCAUCAACAGAUGUUGCAGAAGAAGCUACAGAUUUCUUUACGGAUGAUAAAUCUUUAACAGAUUCUACUAAAGAUGAAAUAGAAUUACCUGGUGAUUUUAUUGAGGAAGAUGUGCCUGUCGAGGAACCAGAAGAACCAGGAACAAAUGAGUCUGGUAUAGGAGACAAUGGAGCACAGAAAUCCUUAGAAGAACAGCCUAUUGACAAUUCACAGGAAACUGGUUCUUCUCAGGAUACUGAGAAGACUGGAGCUGAAGGAGAUGGGUCCAGUGUAAAAGCACUUGGAGCUGAAGGAGAUGGGUUCAGUGUGGAAGUCCCUGAAGCUGGUGGAUAUUAUAAAGCUACGGAUAUUCAGUACAGCUACAGAAAGAUGGCUGAAAAGAAACGAGAGUUAAAUAGAUCAGAUAGCAAAGCUGAUUUGAAAAAUGUACCAAGGUUAACUCAGGUUCAGUUCAUUCAGUUAUGGAAAACUUUGUAUGACAUGUUUCAUGAUCAUCCCCAUGAGCAACAGUUAUACCAUUCCAUAGCAACAGUGGGAACUCUUCUUUUGGAGAUUGGGGAGGUAGGAAAACGCUUCUAUUUGAAGUCAGUAUCAGAAAGUUCACAAGGUGAAGGCUCUGUAUCUGUGAGUGAAGUGGACUCAGUUGCAGCGUAUGUAAAGAAUGUAACCAUUGAUUCUAGUCCUAGUAAAAACUCUGGAAGCCCAGAAACGAAAGAUAAUGCUGAAAAAUCAAAUUCUAUUGAUGAUUCAUCAUCAGCAAUGUCUGGAGAAAAUUCAAAUGUUACACAGCAGGACAGUGGCAUUUCUGAGCAAUCAGCAGACAGUUUACAAAGUAGUACCUCAGACUCAUCUUCACAACCUCAUUCAAAACCAGAUUCUGAUUGGUCAAUAUCAUUUGAACAGUUUAUAGCUUCUAUGUUAACUGAACAGCCAUUGGUUGAAUACUUUGAAAAAAUUAUAGACAUAACAGAGGAUAUUGCAAAAAUGAGAAACAGGCGUCUGUUGACUAGACAACAGAGCACAUGGGAAACACAAAAACAGAAUAGCAAGAAGUAAAGCUAACAGGAAAUAACAGUUAUUUCACAGAGUUUCACCAUUGUUUUCUAUUUACAAGCAAGAAGAUUUUUAAUAUAACAGGUUAAAGGAGUAGGCUCACAAAAUGUAAAAGUUGGCCCUAAAAAUUUUGAAAUUUCAGCUCAGAACUUAUAUAACAAACAUUUGAAAAAAAUGGAAAAAUUUGUAAAAACAAAAAAAAGUAAAAAAUAAUUUUUCACACAUUGCACCAGUGAUGAUUCCAUAGUUUUCAUUUCAUAGGUUGCAGUCUUAACUUUUGACUGAUUAUUGUCUAAAUUCAGGUAGUUUUUAUGAGAUUUAUUUUUUAACCCAUUUGAUUUUGGUCCAUGAAACUGACUAAUAUAUUUAGGAACGAUCUUUUCCUUAAAAUGAAUUGAAACUGCAAAUCUUGGUUAGUACUGGAAUAGUUUGUUGUUUUUAAUACUGCUGUCUAAAGCGGAUAACAAACAGAAAUAAUCUUUAGUUUAUUUAAAGUUGAACAAUUUUUUAAUGAAAUAUUCAUUUUCAUUUUUGAUUGCCCCUUGGUUUCUUCUUCCACCUUUUUCAGUUGACAAAAUUUUGAUUUUAAGAUCAGUUUUAAACCAUCUUGGCUCUACUUCUUUUGUACACUUUUAAACAUUCAGGGUUAUUACAUUUAGUAAAGGCUUCAUGGUUUAUAUGUAUGUAGAAUAUUAUUUUUGGGCAUUUCCAUUAUACUUUAACCUAUAUAUCGUAAUAUUUGUUGUGAAUGAAUUUCAUCAUGUCAGUUAAAAAACACAACAACCAUUGAAAACAGUUUUUGGUUCAUCUCCUACUGGUUUCACUGUAUAGUUCUUAUGCAAUUUUUUUUUAACAAUAAUAUGGUACAUGUACAACCUCAUAUAUCAGCUGUUGUUCCACAAUAUAGAAAAAAACAUAUUUCUUGUUACAUCACUGCUAAUAUCAUCAUAUCAGAUGUUGACAAUUAGAAUUAUGAGUCAUCAUUGUAUACUCUGCUAAAACAGCAUAUUUUUAGGAAGCUUCCAUUUAUCUUUGGUGCUUUGAAUCUAAAUGUGCAGUAUUGAUGUUUAUUCAUUCAUUCUGGAUUAUUCAUAGCCCUCAAUAUAUUUGGCAGUAAUGCUGCAAUAUUCCUGAAUAUUUUUUGUAAUUUGUUAUGAAAUUUUUUGGGGUAAAUAGUCCAUUGAUAUUCUGACUGAUGCUUUGCUCUAAACAAACUUAGAUAUUAGAAGACUAUUGAGUUGCUCUACCUGUUAUUACAUUCUGUACUUAAAACAUUACUCAUCAAUGAUAGAGCCUUUAAACUUUCUACAAUGUUUGUAUAUAAAUUUAAAGUAUUCACUUCACUUUGUGUACACAUUGAGAUAAUUUGUUGAUUUGUUGAAUCAGAAUAUUAUGUAUGGUACAGAGCGAUACAUUAUAUAAAUAUAUAUUUUGUUCAUAUAAAUGCAAAGAUCUUACGUUUUUUUCUUAUUUCUUUAAAAACGGUUGUUAGUUAAACAGGUGCCAUAGAAAUAAAUAUGUACUGCCCUUUGCAGAUUCUUAUAUUCAGCAAAAUUUAUCAAUGAUCUUAUUUCUGCUUUUGAUAGUUGUAUAUAUUCUCAAAAAACAUAUCUUUUUUUUGGAACUGGCCAAGUCUAUCUAAAUGGUUUAUUUGUAGUAGAAAACUGUCUGAUAACACAGACCAAAACCAUUUUCAUGAGAAAUGUGGUGAGCUUAAGUAUUAAUUCAUAAUAUGUUUCUCAGUUGAACAUUUUAAGUAAGUAACUUGCAGGAACUUUAUAAUGAUUUUUUGUACCAAGCAUAAUGAUAUGCAAAAAUAGAUGUCGGAUCUGUACCAGUAAAAAUAUAGAAGAUAAAAAUCAUUCAUUUCUUUUCUAUCAUUCAUCAUCAUUUCACCAUAAUACGGAAAUGUAUAGGGAAAUUGUACAAUGUAAUAAUGCACUGUGGACAAAAAUGAUAUGUUACAAUUAAUCCCAUUUUAGGAAUUACUGGAUAAGAGCAUUAGUAUAUGUAUUUAUAUGUCAUAAAUUAAAAGCAUGUUGAAAGUGGUUUUGUCACUUACAGGUUAGGCAAACAAUAGUCUUUAACAAAAACUGGUAUACAAAUUGAAAUUAAAAAGUAUGCUCAAAAUGUUUUUACAAGUAUGCAUGUCUUAAUAUACUGGGUAAUUGAGUUUAUUUGUUUAUCAGUCAGAUCGACUGAAAUUUGAAUGAGAUUUAUUUAUUGUACAUGUUUUAUUGUGGUGAAAUUUGGUAGGAAGUUUGGGAUAUGGUUAUUUGUUUGUUAAAUUUUGUAUUUGUAAUACUUUGUUUAUAAUCAUAUUUAGGUUUGGUUUUUUAGUCUUUGAAAAAAUCAAACACAGUCCAUGCAAGACAGAUUUGCAUAAUGAUAUGUUCCUAGUACACACUAUGAUUAAGGUUGACAUGUGUAAAAUCUUCAAAAGGAAAAUAAAUCAGUAGAAAACAGAAUACAUGCCAUUCCCUGUGUAAAUUGACAGUUGUUUUGAUGCCCUAUCUAUGAUAUAAGGGGUCAAUUAGUGCAUUUGACUGACCGUUAAUUUGUCCAUCUGUCCCUUAAAAGGGUGAAACUUUUGGUUUAAUAUGAUUAAGGUCAUUUGAAAUUUUAGUCAGUCACACCAACUUGAAACUUAGUUCACAUAUACAGUAUGACGAUUUAUGCCAGUAUUUUGACCCAGACUUUCCGGUUCACUGAACAUGGAAAACAUUUCAGGUUAAAUUUUGGUUGAAGAUAGUAUACCAUGAAGUUGUGUACACAUCAACUUUAAAAUUUGUACACAUGUUUAUUAUAAUAUGAUCUUUUUAAGAUACAUGCCAAAUUAGGGUUUCAAAUUUCACUGAACAUAAAAAUGUAUCUGGUUAAAGUUUUGGAUUAAGGUAUAUUAUACUAUGAAACUGUAGUCACAUCAACUUGAAACUUUGUACACAUGUUUAUUAUAUUUAUGAUACAAACUUUUGAAAAUAUAUGCCUAAGUAAUGUUUUUGAACCAGAUUGCAUUGUUAAUUGAACAUGGAAAUUUGAUAGUGAGAGCAGGGCAUGGUUCCAACUGACACAUAUUCUUGUUUGCCCUCUGCUUUAAUUGAAUAAAGGAAACUGGAGUGUCUGUUAUAAACAUGUAAGCUAGCUUAAUUGUAUAUCUUGUUGAAUAACCACUAUUCAAACUUCAAAGUGCUUAAAUUUUAUACCCAUUGAAUGCGCAAAAAGCUUGGUCAAAGUAAUAUAUCCGAUUCUUUUUAAUACAUCACAGCAUGUGCUGGUUGUAUAAAUGUUGCAUAAUUUAUAUUUUAUAUGUUAUAUUGUUAUAGAUAAUUGUAUGAUAAUGAUUUCAGUUACAUUUAAUUAAUGUUUUUUGUUGAUGAGCUGUUCAUGAAAUUUAAGAAUUGUGAUAAUUGUUUUUUUUAUUAAACUGGACCUUAAUUGUAAUCAUAAUCAAAUUAUGAAAUAAUAUUUUUUUUGUAGGUUUUUGUCUCUUACCAUGUAUUUACAGUGUUCAAGUCCCCAAGGUACUUCUCCCUGCUGGCAAAGUGGGAGACACUUACAUUUUAAAAAAUAAUCGUGUUCAAAUUUGGGUGGCGUCACUUUUACAAAUCUCAAGUUAUGUCCCUUUGUAACAUUAUAUGCAAGCGGGUGGCAUCAUAUGUGUCCCAAUGACACAUUCUCCAUUUAUUGACGUAGUUAUAGAGGUUUAAAAUGACUUGAAAAUUAUUUAAAGCUAAUUUAUACUCACUGAUUACAUGUGCAAUAGAGUUGACUUGUAUCUUAACUGUUAGAUAUUUUAUUGUCUUUGGCUUAGUGAUAAAAUUCUUGUUUGAUUACUGCCAUUUCUUAUUAAGUAAUGUCAUCUACUAAAUUUCAAAAUUACUUAACAGCUUACAUACAUUUUUAGGCCUUGAUUGAAAAUCCAACAUAAGAAACUGUGGGAGAUAUUUUAUUGAAUAUAAUUAUCAAUGCAUAUAUGAAUGUUUUUUAGCAUGCAGAUGAAAGUUCAUGUUUAAAAAGUCUGUCAUGUAUCUCCAGUUCACAGCUGUAAUUUGAAAAAUAAUGUCUUUUUAAGUGAUGAUUGAAAGAGAGAAGUAUGUUUAACUUCAGAUUUCUUCUAAUGCAAUGUAUAACUGAAAAAUCGUUUUUUAUUUAUGUAUGUUUUAUAAAAAUGUUACAAUAUUUGAAUUGUAGAUUAGAUUAUUUAUUUCUUAUAUAUGACUCUUGGCAUUACCUUACAUGCUUGUUAUAUUAAUAUCAAAUUCUUUUUUAAAUUGGUUUUGUAUGAAUAAAUUGUGAGUUCCAUCUAUUGCAGAAACAAUUUAUAAUGAAAGUAAACAAUACACAUUUGACUACAUUAAAGUUCAAAAUUGAUUAUAUAAUUGAAAAAAAUUUACAAGUGUUGAUGCUUCUACAAUUUUGCUAACACCAAUUAUUUCCCACAAAACUACUAAAUUUACUAAAGAUUGAAAAUACAUGAUAAAAAUAAUUUUAGAGAAUUUUAACACUAUCAAACUUGAUAGAUAUCUAGGAGAAAUAAAGGUAUAGGACAUUUGUCUACUUCAGUUUGUUGUAGAGCUAAAUAUUUUCACCCCAAAGGUCCCACUUUCCAGCUUUUAUGAAACAAAUACUAGUAUUCUUUCAACUAAAUUUAUAAAUCAAUAAUCAAUUUGAAUAACAUUUUAAACAUGUACAAUUUAUGUCAAAUAAACUUUAAUCAAAUAUAGUAGAAAUUGCUUGAAAAUAAAAGAAUAAAUCUUAUUAUUUUAUUAUAUAUAAAAUAGAAAUACAGUUCAGUUUAGGAGGCAGAUGAGAAACAAUUUUGAUGUAAAAAUCAUGCUAGCCUAGAACUUAUGAUUUAAACAGAAUUAAAGUACACACCUUAUGCAUUUAAAGGUAAGAGAAUUAUAUCUUUUUUGAAUUACUGAAUAAGGUUUCUUUUUUUCAUUGUUAUAUUAAAAGUUAAUUUUGAAUUAUAAUAGAUAAUAAGUUGAAUAAUAUUUAUCAUGUCCUUGGUAGUAUUGACAUACUGUGCUAAAAUAAAAAAAACCGAAAGAGUAUUUAAAAUUUCACAUAUGCACAGAAAAGUACUAUUUGAAACCUUUAUUUUUACUGCUGUUAAAGUUUAUACUUGCAUUUAUUUGUUUUCUUCAAGUAUGUCAACUUUUCUAAUAAAUAAAAAUUAUACGACCAUU